Messenger RNA from Exophiala aquamarina CBS 119918, 717 nucleotides. Its product is annotated as glutathione S-transferase. Bases 1 to 717 code for a protein of 238 amino acids. The transcript has a single exon. Lineage: Eukaryota; Fungi; Ascomycota; Eurotiomycetes; Chaetothyriales; Herpotrichiellaceae. The record is from RefSeq and is a predicted model, not a curated record.
AUGUCCAAUUCACAGCGUCCCAACAUCACUCUCUACACUGACGCGACUCCAAAUGGCAUUAAAAUCUCCAUUGCUCUUGAAGAAUUAGGGAUACCGUACACGGCUGAGCACAUAGACAUAUCGACCGGCAAACAAAAAGAACAGUGGUUUCUCGACAUUAACCCCAAUGGCCGCAUUCCGGCCAUCACCGACACGUUCUCCGAUGGAAAAACUAUUCGCCUUUUUGAAUCUGGCAGUAUUUUUCAAUAUCUGGUCGAGCAGUAUGACCCUGAGCACAAGAUCAGCUACCCUCAAGGCUCGAGGGAGCAUUAUGAAGUCAAUAACUGGCUGUUUUUUCAGAACGCUGGCUUGGGACCAAUGCAAGGGCAGGCCAAUCAUUUUGUCCGUUAUGCCCCAGAGAGGAUCAAAUAUGGCAUGGACAGAUAUGUGAACGAGACGAGACGGCUUUACGGUGUCCUGGAUAAACAUCUCCAGUCCUCCAAGUCUGGGUUCAUCGUCGGUGACCACAUCUCAACUGCUGACAUCACCACCAUUGGCUGGGUCAUAUGGGCCGGUUGGGCGGGUAUUGACAUUGAUGAGUUUCCAACAUUGAAGAAGUGGGAGGAAAUGAUGUAUUCCCGACCCGGGGUCAAGAAAGGUGCUGAUGUCCCCAAACCUCUGGACAUCAAAGCCAAACUUAAGGAGAAGGACAAGCUUGACGAAUACGCAAAGCAGUAA